AUGGAGGGUGUAAAAAAUUUAGAUUUCCUUGAGUCAACCACAAGGAUAGGAAAUGGGAAGAAAAACAUUUAUCGAGAAGAAAAUGAUAUCAGAAAUUUGAAACGAAAAAAAAUAAAUGAAAUUAUAAAUAAGUAUAAGAAAAAUAUGACAUUUAUGCAUGGUGGUAACACAAAUAAUAAGACCGAUGAAGAAAAUGAAAGUUAUGUCAUUGAUCAAUGUGAUGACGAUUAUAAGGACGAUAGGAAUAACAAAAAGAAUACACAUGAUAAUAAAACUAUAAAAGAAAUAGAAAAUUCAAAAAAGAUUACGAAAGACAAUAUGAUGACCAAAUUUUUAAAAAAUACAUUCGAUGAAAAAAAAGAUAUAAAAAAUUAUAUGAAUAAUAUUUCUUCAUCCUUAGUCCGUGAUACAAAUAUGAAGGAGAAAUAUUAUGACAAUAUUGAUAAUAAAAUAAAAAAUUCAAAUUUUAAAAAAAUUGAAAAUGAUAAGUUAUCAAACAAUUUGGAAUAUAAUAAAAUAAAUAGAACUUUAUUUUCAUCAAAAUAUUUAGAUAAUAGUGAAAAAUAUGGAGAAAAAAAUAAUGAUAAGAAUAGUUCUCAAAAUUAUUACCCAUAUAAAAAGGAUCGUGGAUUUUCAAAAACUAUAAUAUCUGAAAUAGACCCAAUGAAAAUAGGUGAGUUAAAAAAAGGGGAAAUAAAUAAGAUUGAUAAUAGUGAUAAAUAUAUUUUACAAAAAAUAGAAAGUACAACCCAUUUAUUGUCCAAUGAAAAUGAUUUGAAAUUAUAUGAAAAUAAGGAUGAUACUAAAAAUUACAAAAAUGAUAAAUUAUUAUUAUUAAAUAAAGCACAUGAAAAAAUAAUUUCAAAUAAUUAUGACCAAUUUAAAAAUAGAGAUUUCAAAAAAUUCUCAAAUUUAAAAAUAGGAGAUCAAAGUGCCAAUAUUAAUGGAAGCAAUAAUGCAGAAAAUAUAAGCAUGAGUAAAACAAAAGUAAAUGAAAAAGUGAAACAUUAUUCUAAAGAAGUAGAUACAUCUUCUAAGUUCUUUAAUGAAACAAAAUUUAGUGAUGAUGAAAAAAAAAUAAGAGAAACUUUUGAAAAAGUGAAAAUGAUGGCAAAGACAAUCGAUUAUAGUAAUGAAUAUAAUAUGAGGGAUGAUACCAAAAAAAAAGAAAAUGUAUUAGAAUCACAUAAAGAAAAUAAAAAUUUAGAAGUAAUAACAUCACAUGAAAAAAAUAAGCUUUUAGAAAAAUACAAAACCGACAAUAGUAAAGGGGAAUUACAUAUUAAAGAAACCCGAAUAAAUAAUGAUAUAGAUGAUCAAAACAAAAAUUGGUUAAGCUCGAAUAGUAAUAAAAUUAAAGAAAAAAUAAGGGGAAAUAGUUUUAAUAGGACAUUUGAUGAUCUAUCUAUGAACAAGGUACAGAAAAAAAGUGAUAUACUUGAUACAACAAAUUCUAAAGAUGUUCUAGAAAAAAACGAAUUAAAUAUUAAGGAUGUUUUGGAUAAAAAUGAAAAUAGUAAUGUAGAUAAUUUUGAUGCAAUACAUAAGUUAGACACAUUAGAAAAUAAAGAAAAAAAUAAUACAUACAGAAUGAAAGAAAUUGAUGAAAAAAAGGAUCUAAUAUAUAAUAGUAAUAAGCCAUUAAAAAAUAGUACAACUGAUAAUAUUUCGUAUAAAUCUAAAUUUGUUAGUAAAUUUGAAAGAGAUAAAGAAAAUGAUUUUGAAAAGAAAUAUAUGGAACUAAAAAAAGAAAGGGAGAAAUAUCUUUCUUCUAUUGUUUAUAAUAAAGGAGAUGUAAAAAAUAACGAAGAAAACUUCAAAAAGGAUUUUAAAACAUAUCGUCUUGAUAGUGAAUAUAAAAAAAAUGAAAAUAAUGCUCUUGAAUAUAUUAGUAAUAAAGUGAAUAGAUAUAGAGAAAUGCGAUAUAAUAGCAUUGAUAAAAAUAGCGAUAAAGAAGAGGUAUUUUUAAAAAGCAAAUUGAGAUCUAAUUUGGAAAGCGAAGAACAAAAACAAAAAUAUGGUAGUGUAUUGGGAAAAAAAAAAGUAUCAGAUAAUGAAAAAAAAAUAGAGUAUCUAAAUAAUGGUGAUAGAGACCAAGAAAAGGAUAACCAUAAAAAUUAUUAUAACAAAAAUAGAUAUCAAAGCAAGUUAAAUAUUUACGAUAAGAAUAAAAAAUCCAAUGAUCAUAUAAAUAAUUUGUAUACAACAAAAAAGAGUGAAGAAAAUAAAUACGAAAAAUAUAUAAGUAAAAAAUAUAAAGUAGACGAUUUUAAUAAAUUUCAAAAAAAUGAUGAAAGAAUAAUUGAUCAUCGAAAAAAACUUUUAUUAAAUGAAUCAAACAACAGGUUUAAUAAAUAUAAUAAGGAUAAAUUAUUUGAACGGGAUAUAAAAUCUAGUGUUAAAAAAAAUAUCGAAAAAAAAGACUAUGAACGGUUGACAAAUAAAUAUAAUGCUACCGGAAAGUAUCAUGAUCAAAAUGAUAAAUCUGUUAAAAAGUUAUUAGAAGAAAAAAAUUUCAAAAAAACAAAAAAUUAUAAUAAUGAAAAAUUGAAUAACACAUUAAAUAAGUCUAUUAAUUUUGAAUCACAUCGUAAUAAAAAAGUAGACACAUUAAAAAAAGCACCAGAAGAUAUUUUCACACCUAGUAAUGACCCAAUAGAACAAAUUAAAAAAAAAUACAAAGAUGUAAUUAACAGAGUUAACCAUAAUAUUAACAAAGAAAAAAAGGAUAUAAACACGAGCGUAGAAGUGAAUGGUCUGAAUUUAAAAGUAAAAUCUGCCGAGGAGAUAGAAAAUGAAUAUAAUGAAAGAAUAAAGGCACGAUUAGAUGCAAUAGAAAACUAUUUUAAUAAGGAUAAGAUUGAUGCCGAAAGAUUGAAAAUUGCAGAAGAAAAUAAAAUAAAAGAGGAACUAAAUUUAAAAAGGAAAAUGUAUGAAUUAAAAAUUAGGGAAAAUUUUAAGGAAAAAAUUAGAUUAAGAAAAGAAAUGAAUGAAAAAAACAGAUCUGAUGAAAAUGUAAAAAAUGAUAAGAAUAGUGGUAAUAACGAAGAUAAGCCAGAGGGGAAAAUACCUAAAGACCAAGUACAUAGAAAUAGACGGGAUUCAAAUUUUGGACGAAGUAAAAAAAAAAAAAAAAAUAAUAAAUUUGAUGAUUAUUCAAGUGAUGGAAGUUAUUAUAAAUAUAUGUAUAGAAAUUUAUAUGAAGAAACAUAUAAUAAUAGAUUAGAAAAUCAUUAUCAUGAUAUAAAUGAUAAUUUAUAUUUACAAGAAUGUUCAGAUAAUUUUUUUCACAAUCCAAAACGGAAUUCUGUUGUCUCAAAAUCAUUAUCAAAUAGUUUUGAUAAAGAUUCAAUAAAUAUAAGUGUAAUAAAAUUUGAUGAUUUUGAUUAUAAUUAUUUAAAUAAUCGUAAGGUUUCUACUUGGAAAAAAAGAGAAAGUCGUUAUUCUAAUAUUGAUGAUAAUAGUACAAACAUAAAAAAUCUAAAUCUCGAAAAACCUAAAGUUGUUCCCACAGAUAGUGAAGAGAGUCUCAUAGGCCAUAAUAACUACGCUAAUGAAGUCAAAUUAGCAAAAGAAGGAAAUAAAUUUGAAAAAAAAAAACAUAAUGCGGAAAAUAGUUAUUCAAAAUAUGGUGAUAAGCAAUCUAAUUUAAGCGACUCUUCUAUUAUAAAAAUGAAAAAGAAAACGAGUCAAAACCAAGAAAAAUAUAUCCCUAACAGAAAAAAAUUAUCAUAUCAAAAUAAUAAAUACGAAGAGCAUGAUGAUAAUGUAAUUAAUAAAUUAUUGAGAAACAGUAAAAACCAUAUGAUGAGAAAUACCAGCAUAUUGAUCAGAGAUGAUAUUUCUCAGGAAAAUAAUAAAAAUUAUAACGACAAUAAAAAUGUUAAACAAUAUAAAGAUGCAAUAGAAAUCCAAGAGAGAGAUUGUAUCGAUGAGACUGGAUAUGAAAGUGAAACUUAUGAAAAAGAAGAGAGUAUCCAUGAAAAUGAAAUAAAUGAAGAAUAUGAAAAAGAAGAAAACAUUCAUGAAAACGAAAUGGACGAAUCGUAUGAGGAAAAUAGACUUGAAGAUAGUUAUAGUAAACAUAAUGAGGAAUAUAUAGGAAAAAAUGAAUAUGAAAAUAAUAGAAGUAGAAUAGAGUAUUACAAUAAUAUAAAUCCAAAUAUAAUAUCCUUCGAAAAAAAUUAUGAACCCAAACCAGUAAUGAAUGAAUAUGAUAUCGAAGAAGAUCAAAGUAAUAAUAUAAAAGAGGAUGAAAAGGAAAGUGUAAUUAGUACCAUUGAAAAUUAUGAAGAAAUAGAGUGUAAAGAUGAGAGCAAGGAAAUUAAUGAAGAAAUAAAAGAGGAUGACCAACUAUAUGAUGAUGAAAUUGAUGAAAAACAAAACGAGGAUGACCAAGUAUAUGAUGAUGAAAUUGGUGAAGAAAUAAAAGAGGAUGACCAAGUAUAUGAUGAUGAAAUUGGUGAAGAAAUAAAAGAGGAUGACCAAGUAUAUGAUGAUGAAAUUGGUGAAGAAAUAAAAGAGGAUGACCAACUAUAUGAUGAUGAAAUUGAUGACAAACAAAACGAGGAUCAAGAUUCAAAAUCAUCAAUAAAAUCGUCUGAUACAGGAAUGCCAAAAAUUAACAUUUUGCAAAACAAAGAAAAUUAUAUACCUUUAGAUGAAGCUCUAAAUUUUGUUAUUGACAAUGAGAAAUUAAAAAAGACAAAAGCCCAAAAGGAAAAUAAAGGAAACCCUAAAAAUAAAACUUUUGUGCAAUGGCUUAUGGAUGAAAGGAAAAAAAGAUUAAAAAAUAAUCUGCCUAUAGACAUUUAA
This is a messenger RNA of Plasmodium vinckei vinckei, 4815 nucleotides long. RefSeq names its product conserved Plasmodium protein, unknown function. Lineage: Eukaryota; Apicomplexa; Aconoidasida; Haemosporida; Plasmodiidae. The coding region runs from base 1 to 4815 and encodes 1604 amino acids. The transcript is spliced from 2 exons. The record is from RefSeq and is a predicted model, not a curated record.